AUGUUCACGGCUCAGAAGCCACAAAGCUUAGAUAUGACCUCGAAUACCAAUAAUAAUACCAAUACCAAUACCCAAACUGAAGAAAAAGGUCUUGGAUCUUCUGCAUUCUUACCGACACAGGAACCCUUUUUCCUAACGGCCAAAUUCUGGAAACGCUUCUCUGUCUACAUAUCCGUCACACUCUCUAUCGUCUCGCUUAUCAUAUCCUCGAUUGCUUCUUUGAAACCCGGAAAUGCUGAUGAUAUGAAAGCACUCACAUCACUCGAUUGGCAAAGUCAGGCUACGGCGGAUAGGAGGUUUGCGCAGAUGUUGGGGCAGAUGGGGAGGGGGAGGGAAGGAGAGAUGGAGAGGGAGAGGGAGAGGGAGAGGGAGAGGAUGGGGGGUGGGAAGGGUGAUGGGAUGGCGAAGGGAGGAGGGAUGAAGGGUGAUGGGAGGGUGGAGGGGAGUGGGAAAUGA
Messenger RNA from Sclerotinia borealis F-4128, 456 nucleotides. Lineage: Eukaryota; Fungi; Ascomycota; Leotiomycetes; Helotiales; Sclerotiniaceae. The record is from the annotation of a GenBank genome assembly.